Messenger RNA from Choloepus didactylus (southern two-toed sloth), 1340 nucleotides. RefSeq lists its product as uncharacterized. NCBI's taxonomy places the organism in Eukaryota, Metazoa, Chordata, Mammalia, Pilosa, Megalonychidae. The record is from RefSeq and is a predicted model, not a curated record. The transcript has 4 exons. The coding region runs from base 658 to 1281 and encodes 207 amino acids.
CGCCGCCGCGCUCUUCACAGACGGUCACUUCCCACGCGCGCCCUCCGCACCCGCACUUCCCGAACCCCCUUUUCUCCGACCUCAGAAGUCGGAAACGCCACCUCGGGAAUAUUCGGAUAUUACAAGCUCGCGAGACGUGGGAGCCCGGGCUGCGAGGGACCAGCGGCCUCUGCGCUCUGCUCACCUACAUACGCCACGCCCCUGUCGCGAUGUCCCCGGCGCUCCGGUCCUUCUCCCAACCGGACGCGGGAGCCCUGUGCGUCUCUCGCAGGCGGCGCGGGAGCCUGGGGGACUUGCCGCGGACCGGUAGGGGAGGCGGGAGAAGACAGGAUCUCGCGACAGCCGCCGCCCACCGCUUGAGGGGACCGCCGAGGGGGCGAUGAGGGCCGGGCUCCGGUUUGGUUUCACCUGUAUUUCAGCAGAAACGUGGUCUCGGUCCGUUUCCUUCUCGCCGGCCCGAACUCAUCCUCAAGUCACCGAAAACUCAGGAAAGGCCUUUCGCGCCCCCCACUCCCCACCCGCAGUUAUGUUAAGUGGUAAACCGCUUUCAUGUAAAAUCGAGCUUAGCAUCUCCAGACAUCAAGGUCUGUGUCGGCUCUCUUAAGGACUCCAGUGAACUCAUUAAGUCUCACCUUGAAUGGAUGGGGUCACAUCUGCAUGGAAAUGAUCUACUCAAAAGGCCCACCAACAAAUGGAAAAUCAGGGGAAAGCGCGAACGCAGUCCCCCACUACCACAAAUUAUGCAGUCGAGUUUCCCACAUUUGGGGAAAUCGCAGGGGUCAGCACAUCCGGAGUGCAAUGGAUAAGCCUCGCCCUGGGAAAACCACCUUCGUGAUCAUGGUGUCUCCCCUGCCAGGUAAGUAUGAGUUGCUCGCCCCGCCUCGCCCCGUGCACUCGCCGCCGCCGCGCUCUUCACAGACGGUCACUUCCCACGCGCGCCCUCCGCACCCGCACUUCCCGAACCCCCUUUUCUCCGACCUCAGAAGUCGGAAACGCCACCUCGGGAAUAUUCGGAUAUUACAAGCUCGCGAGACGUGGGAGCCCGGGCUGCGAGGGACCAGCGGCCUCUGCGCUCUGCUCACCUACAUACGCCACGCCCCUGUCGCGAUGUCCCCGGCGCUCCGGUCCUUCUUCCAACCGGACGCGGGAGCCCUGUCUGUCUUUUGCAGGCGGCGCGGGAGCCUGGGAGACUUGCCCCGGACCGGUAGGGGAGGCGGGAGAAGACAGGAUCUCGCGACAGCCGCCGCCCACCGCUUGAGGGGACCGCCGAGGGGGCGUUGAGCUAAGCCAAGUUGAAAGGUGAAAUCACUGCCCUCCCCCCUACGUGGGAUCAGACACCC